UGAAUGGCCACACCCUGUGCAUCUAUCUGAGGGCUCCGUGAUUUCCUCCAUCUACACAUCAGGGACUGGAAGAAGGAGACAUCAUGACCCCCACCGUCAUGGCCCUGCUCUGCCUCGGACUGAAUGUGGGGCCGAGGACCCGAGUGCAGGCAGGAACCCUUCCCAAACCUACCGCCUGGGCUGAGCCAGGCUCUGUGAUCCCCUGGGGGAGCUCUGUGACCAUCUGGUGUCAGGGGGCCCUGGGGGCCAAGGAGUUCCGCCUGGAUAGAAAGGGAAUCCUAGGAUCCUGGGACAGAAGGAAGCCACUGGAGCCCGGGAACAAGGCCAAGUUCUCCAUCCCACACAUGACAGAGCGCACUGCAGGGGGAUAUUUCUGUUACUAUCUCAGCCCUGCUGGCUGGUCAGAGAGCAGUGACCCCCUGGAGCUGGUGGUGACAGCCUCCCACCCCCAGGACUACACAGUGGGGAAUCUGAUCCGGAUGGGCUUGGCUGGCGUGAUCCUGGUGGUCCUCGGGGUACUGCUGUUUCAGGCUCCACAUGGCCCAUUAAAGACCCACAUGCAGCCAGGAGGUGUCCCCAGGAAGGAACAAUGCACUGUUCACAGUGGUGGAUCCUUGGAACUCAUCUGGGUGCUCCCCAAGCCCUCCAUCUGGGCUGACCCAGGCCCCGUGGUCCCCAAGGGGAGCCGUGUGAUCAUCUGGUGUCAGGGUUCCCUGCAGGCUGAGGUCUACCGUCUGUAUAAAGAGCCUGGUUCUCAAGUCUUGGAUACAGAGACCCCACAGGACUCCAGCAACAAGACUGGUUUCCUUAUUGAACCCAUGAGCUCAACCACUGCAGGACGGUACCAGUGUGCAUAUUACACCAGAAGGAACAGCUGGUCAGAGCGGAGUGACCCUCUGUCCCUGGUGGUGACAGGCAUGUACGAUGCACCCUCCCUCUCAGCCCAGCCAAGCCCUGUGGUGGCCUCAGGAGAGAAGGUGUCCUUCUCAUGUAGCUCACACUUCACAGGGGGCGCUUUCCACCUGCUGAAGGACAGAGGAGCAGACCAGCCCAUACACAUGGAUUCAAGGAUCAAUUAUGGGAGGUGGCCGGCCCAGGCCCAGGCCCUCUUCCCUGUGGGCCCCGUGAAUACCUCCCACGGGGGGACCUACAGAUGCUAUGGUUCCUCCAGCUCCAAUCCCAAUGUGUGGUCACAUCCCAGUAAACCUCUGCCUCUCAAGGUCACAGGCGUGUGUAGGAAGCCCACCCUCUCGGCCCAGCCAGGCCCAUUCGUGCUGCCUGGAGACAACUUGACGCUCCAGUGUCACUCAGAGGCCGGCUUUGACAGAUUCGCUCUGACCAAGGACGUGGGGCUCACACCCACCCAGGGCCUUGAUGGGCAGCACAGCCCCGACUUCCCCCUGGGCCGUGUGACCCGUGUCCACGGGGGCCGGUACAGAUGCUACACUGGACACAACCUGUCGUAUGCAUGGUCGGCCCCCAGCGCCCCCCUGGACAUCCUGAUCACAGGCAUGUACGAGAAACCCUCCCUCUCGGCCCAGCCAGGACCCUCAGUGUCCCGGGGAGAGAAUGUGACCCUGCAGUGUCGCUCUGAGACCUCGUUAGAUAACUUCCACCUGCACAAGGUGGGGUCGCCGGCUCCUCCCCGGCACCUGCGUCUGGGGGACACGGCUGCACCCUCUCAGGCCAACUUCCGCAUCAGUCCUGUGACCUCAGCCCACGGGGGCACUUACAGGUGCUACAGUUCACGCGGCACCUCCCCCUACCUGCUGUCACACGCCAGUGACCCCCUGCAGCUUGUGGUCUCAGGAGCAGCUGAUAUCCUGGAGCCCUCAAAAAACAAUUCAGGUACCAAGACCGCCUCAGACACCCAAGAAUACACAAUGGGGAAUGUCACCCGGAUGGGUGUGGCGGGCUUGAUCCUGGUGGUCCUUGGAAUGCUGCUGUUUGAAGCGUGGCACAGUCAGAGAAGGACCCACAGUGCAGCCAGGACGGGAACACAGAGACACCCCACCAUCAAGGUAGAACCUUAGAAAUGAAUCUGAUGAUCCAACAGGUUCUGGAAAGAAAUCUGGGAAUUACAUGGGGGAGCUGUCUACUAAGAAUAUCAAAGGUAUAGCCAUGCUUCACGUGCAAGAAAAGGCUAUAGAGGCUUUUCAAUAAUUAAAAAGUGUUAAGUUCACUUCACACCACUAUUGAUUUUCCUUGAUUGGACCUUUCUCUUUCCUCAACCCUAUGUUGUGAGUCUACAAAUCACAUCAUCGGUUUGGAUCCACACCUGUACUCACCUUCAAUCUCUGGCCCACCUUCCCUGAUGUGUGCAUCUCUUCAGCUCAGAACACAGAACCUGUUUCCUAACUGAAUAAAUGGUUGAAUAUCAAGUGCAAUUUCCAACAAAUAAAUCCAAAAUCAUUCUGGACCCACCGAGCACUUGCCUCUAUCAGAUGAUACCUGGUAUAGUUUCUCCAGAAAUGAAUGAGCACACUGGUGUUUCCCAUGACUGUCGGG
Rhinolophus ferrumequinum (greater horseshoe bat) is the source of this 2508-nucleotide messenger RNA. RefSeq names its product leukocyte immunoglobulin-like receptor subfamily A member 6. The record is from RefSeq and is a predicted model, not a curated record. The transcript is spliced from 10 exons. Bases 84 to 2033 code for a protein of 649 amino acids. Lineage: Eukaryota; Metazoa; Chordata; Mammalia; Chiroptera; Rhinolophidae.